Messenger RNA from Phragmites australis (common reed), 3296 nucleotides. Its product is annotated as protein DWARF AND LOW-TILLERING-like. The record is from RefSeq and is a predicted model, not a curated record. Gene Ontology annotation, cellular component: nucleus. The transcript has a single exon. Bases 763 to 2571 code for a protein of 602 amino acids. Gene Ontology annotation, biological process: regulation of DNA-templated transcription. NCBI's taxonomy places the organism in Eukaryota, Viridiplantae, Streptophyta, Magnoliopsida, Poales, Poaceae. Gene Ontology annotation, molecular function: DNA-binding transcription factor activity; sequence-specific DNA binding.
AGGGAGAGAGCGAGAGGAGAGCAGAGAGAGACGACAGAACCGCAGAGAGAGAGAGGAGUGCUCAUGGUGAGGCAAGAGGAGCAGUAGUAGGAGCAGUAGGAUCCAUUAGGGAACAGGAACACACACCACAUCUCCAUCGCCAUCGCCAUUGCAUUGCAUUUCAUCCAAGGCUGCAUCAUCUUUACUAGUCAGAUGUCCUCUUAGCGUCGUCCCCUGUUCCUUGGUUUCUUUCAAGUAUCUUCUUUUUUUGGCUUCUUUUCUUGGAGCAAUGGAGGUGUUGGGGCUUUCCUCUUGCCGCUCGCUAGGUUCCGCCGCCGUGCGGGCUCUGCAGAGGGUGAGCCGCCCCGGCAUGCUCUCCAUUGUCCAGUCUUUCUAGAUGUUUUAGGCCAUUUCUUCCUAUAUAUUUUUUCAUUCUUUUGUAAACCCUAUUCUUUCCUGCAUAUACAGCAUAACAUACACAUAGCCACCUCAUAGACAUUAAAUUCUUUUUUCCUCUUUUUUUUACCCAAAGGGAACUGACCAAAUUAUUUCCAAGAAACAAGAUCCUCUGUUUUUAUCUCCUCUUUCUUUUGUAAAUCGAUUCCUAUACAGUUCACCUCACAAAGAUCUCGAGCGGUAGCCAGAUAGCAGAGAGAAACAGAGUUUGAGGGUGAGAGGGAGAGGGAGAGAAAACAGAGUGAGGAGUGAAUCAACAGAGAGGAGGAAGACGAAGAUGAAGGCACAGAGUAGGAGGUCUCUUCUACACUCGUCGCAUUCUCCGGGAUGUUGGCUGGUUGCUCCUUCUCGUCUUCGAGGCAUCAGAUGAGCACAGCGCAGCGCUUCGACGUCCUCCCCUGCGGCUUCUCCAAACGGGGCAACCGUGGCGACGGCAGCGCCGCCCCGCGCGUGGCUGGCGACGCCAGGAGCGGCGGCCCCACCUGUUCCUUCCGUGCUCACCCAGCGCCGCCGGUAACCCAGGCGGUGUCCUGGGGCGCCAAUCCGGAGCCCGGCGGCAAUGGCACCGGUGUCUGGGAGAGGAGCAGAGCUGUUAAGCGGGCCCACGAGGAGGACGCCGUUGAGGAGUAUGGCGGCCCCAUUGUUCGCGCCAAGCGGACGAGAAUGGGCGGCGGAGAUGAGGUAUGGUUCCAUCAAUCCAUUGCAGGGACAGUGCAAGCAGCUGGGACAGGUGAAGGAGAAGAAGCUGAGGAAGAGAAGGUCUUCUUGGUGCCGAGCGCCGCGGCGUUCCCCCACGGCAUGGCGGCCGCGGGGCCAUCGCUGGCCUCGGCCAAGAAGGAGGAGUUCAGCAAGUCGCCGUCCAACUCGCCAUCCUCAUCGGGCGGCACGGACGGCGGCUCUUCGGCGGUGCCGCCGCCCGAGGUCCACGCACGAGAGGCGAUGGAGCUCGUGGGUGCGCUCACCGCGUGCGCCGACUCCCUCGUCGCCUGCAACCAAGACGCUGCGAACUGCUACCUGGCGCAUCUCGGUGAGAUGGCCUCGCCGGCGGGGCCCACGCCGAUGCACCGCGUGGCCGCCUACUUCGCAGAAGCGCUCGCACUCCGCGUGGUGCGCAUGUGGCCGCACGUGUUCGACGUUACCCCGCCACGGGAGCUCACCGACGGCGCCGUCAGCGACGAUGAUGCCACGGCGCUGCGGAUACUCAACGCCAUCACCCCGAUCCCGCGGUUCCUGCAUUUCACUCUCAACGAGAGGCUGCUUCGCGCGUUCGACGGCCACGAUCGCGUGCACGUCAUCGACUUCGACAUCAAGCAGGGGCUCCAAUGGCCGGGCCUGCUCCAGAGCCUCGCCGCUCGCGCGAACCCCCCGGCGCACGUGCGGAUCACUGGCGUCGGCGAGUCCAGGCAGGAGCUGCAAGAGACUGGCGGGCGGCUAGGGCACUUGGCCGCCGCGCUCGGUCUCGCGUUCGAGUUCCAUGCCGUGGUGGACCGGCUCGAGGACGUUCGCCUGUGGAUGCUCCACGUCAAGCGCGGCGAGUGCAUCGCCGUGAACUGCGUCCUCGCAGCGCACCGCCUGCUCCGCGACGAGACUGGCGCUGCGCUCGCCGACUUCCUCGGGCUCGCGCGCAGCACGGGCGCCGCCAUCCUCCUCCUGGGCGAGCACGAGGACGCUCUCAACUCCGGGCGGUGGGAGGCGCGCUUCGCGCGUUCGCUGCGGUACUACGCCGCGGCGUUCGAUGCGGUGGACGCGGCCGGGCUGGCGGACGCGAGCCCGGCGAGGGCCAAAGCGGAGGAGAUGUUCGCGCGGGAGAUCCGCAACGCGGUGGCGUUCGAAGGCGCGGACCGUUUCGAGCGGCACGAGACCUUCGCAGGCUGGCGGCGGCUCAUGGAGGACGGCGGCUUCAAGAACGCCGGCAUCGGCGACCGGGAGGCGAUGCAGGGGCGCAUGAUCGCGAGGAUGUUCGCGCCUGGCAACUACAGCGUGCAGGCGCAGGGCGACAGCGAGGGGCUCACGCUCCGGUGGCUGGACCAGGUGAUGUACACCGUGUCCGCGUGGACGCCGGCGAGCGACGGCGCAGGAGGCAGUACGGUGUCUGCGUCUGCAUCCACCACAGCAUCCCAUUCUCAGCAAAGCUGAAUGGAGGAGGAUAAGUGAAGAACAAAGAACAGGAUUUUUCAGUGGUUCUUUUGCUGUUACUUGAUGAUUCAUUAGUUCAUAAUACAGUCUGACAAUUCUUUUAUACAGUCAUCAGAAAAAGAACAAAAAAAAAAGAAAGGAGAAAUAAAGAUUUGUAGCUUUUGUUUUAUAGUUGAUAGGAUGAAAGGUUCAGUUGUUAGUAGUUGGUAAUUCUUUAUUCUUUUGGCUGUUGAGUAGAAUACCCCUGCAUAAUUAGAUGCAUGUUAUUUAGAAGCAAAGGAGUUGUAUCCAGUUGUUAUUAUACAUUACAUUACAUGCUAUUUCUUUCGUCAUAUUUGUUUGGAUAUGCGUAAGUGUAGCUUGUAAUCUCUGUGCAGAGUCAAAAUGAAAUGAAUCAAAUGCUAUUUCAUCUUCCAUGCUGAAGCUUGACUGUCCGAAUAUGGUAUCCGAAUUUUUCAGUUGUCCUCAGAAAAAUGAUGUGUGCUUGCUGCUCUAUUUCAUCUUCCAUGCUGAAGCUUGACUGUCCGAAUAUGGUAUCCGAAUUUUUCAGUUGUCCUCAGAAAAAUGAUGUGUGCUUGCUGCUCUAUUUCAUCUGUCAUGCUUAAGCCUAAGUGUAGCUCUAUUUAAUCUUUAUUGCUGACUGCCAGAAUAUGGUAUAUGUAUUUUUUCAGAUUAGAUAUUCUGAUGUCCCUCUAUGUUUGAGUGAAUUGGAAGGUAUUAUGAUC